CAAACGCCUAACUUUUCGACAAUCUCUCACAAGGUUAAGCUCGAAAUAAGUUCGCAAAUUGCUCAAGGUCGAUAUUUUUCGGGAUGUGUAGAUGGUGAGAAGGCGUUGAUCGCUCGAAAUGUCUCUCUCCAGCACAAGAUCGAUUUUUUCGCGUACAAGCACCAACGUCAGGAGAAGUAAGAAAAGCACUGGACUACAUUUUUGAGGGGAGGCUUAGAUCUGCGAGACGCUCAGCGAAGUUUUAAGCACUACUGAAAAAGACAGAGUCUAAAGAUCGGACAAGGUUAAACGUUUACCCUGCAGUUCCUGUAGUAGCAUCGACCAAAAAGUAUAAAUAAGCCAGCUCAACAACCAAAGCGCCUGUCCUUUUUUCACUUUUUCUAUAUCGCUUUUGUCUAGUUGCACUAAUUUUCUACCGCCGCUUUCGAGCGAGCAUUCAUGAACACUCUUUCGAGUGCUUCUUGAAACACUACUUGACUUGACUUGCUUGACGGACUUUAUUUCUUGGAGUCAUGAUCUAAAGCCUUUUUUCAGCUUUUUUUCUUUUGGUGCAAGAAACACGAUCGUGGUACGGUUCUUUGUAGCAAAAGAUGUGAAGAUCCUCGUCAAGUUUUUUUUCGAUGGAUUAUAAUAUGCCAUGAUCACCUCGAGCUCGACGCAGGGUAACAAGAAACGCCGUGUCACCACUCCUGACAAGGAUCAUAGCCCCGUGGAGACGAGUAGAGCACAAGGAUCAAAAGCCAGACGAUCACCGAGCCCACGGAACGUAUCACCAGCAAGGGACGAUCAAAGCCACAGUGUUGUUCAAGAUUCUGGUCGAGUUAUGAAGAAAGCGGUGCAACCAACAUUUUCAUCCAGCAGUUCGUCAGCCGCACCCCCAAGCGGAAUCACCAGCAUGGUGACUGGUCCUGGUACAUCAACACCGACCUCCGUUCCUUCUCUUUUGGCGGGGAUGUCUGCCAGUAGUUCCUCUGCGCAGAAGAUGAACCAAGACAAACAGCGGCAGGAUGCGAGGUGGAUGAAGAUGGCGGUGGAGGAGGGCGAGAAGGGCAGACUUGUAACUGCCCCGAAUCUAUGCAUUGCAAACGUAUCUUACUAGUAGUAAUUGCAUUAGAGCGGGGUAACAAAUGUCCCGUUAACUCGCACCCGCGAGUUAGCCGUCCGCCCGGCCGGCCGGGCGGUUAACUCGCGGUUAGAAGUGUAGACAAAUCGAAAGGUGGCGCAAAUCUAACCCGAAGGCUCGCCAAUCCUCACUGCAGCAUGCUGACCUUUCGAUUUGUCUACACUUCUAACUGCGAGUUAACCGCCCGGCCGGCCGGGCGGACGGCUAACUCGCGGGUGCGAGUUAGUGGGUCAUUUGUUACCCCGCUCUUACAAAUUUGCUUAUCAUUACAAAUGACAUUUGUAAUGCUGUUUUACGUUAAUAAGGAGAUUUGUCAUGCAUAACAGCUGCACUUACUACGAGUACCAGUACGAUCCUUUUGCAAUCCAUAGAAUCCCUGGGUGGGGGUCGUGAUCGUGCACGACCCGACGCAGACGCUCCUCGGGGUCGGCCACCACAAAGGUCCCGGCACCCCGCACGCCGAGCCGAACGCAAUCGCCGACGCGGAGGGGAAUUUCGCGGCCUUGCUGCCGCGGCUGGGAAGUGAUAGUGAACGAAAGGAGGACAAUCACAAAGACAAUAUGUUCGAGAAUUGCACACUGUACUCCACCCUGGAGCCGUGCCACCGAGGCCCUGGGAAGCGCACGCCGCCCUGCGACGAACUGAUCGUCGCCAAGAAAAUUCCGCGGGUUUGCAUCGGCGUGGUAGACACGGACGCGACUUUCGGGGCGCGUAAAGGCAUCGCGUUUCUUCAAAAAAACGGAGUAGAGGUUUGCACCGUGGAAGGUGGUAUCAUCGACGAGGUGGAUGAGGAUGCUUGUAAGAGCUGCAUAGAUCAUGUAGAUCACGACCAGCAUCUUGACAAAUCGUCAUCUACUCGCCCCUUUCGCCCGGCGCUGGACUCCUUGCGCCCCUAUUUACAUCAGCGUGUAUUCGGGACGCCCUACGUAGUACUGAAAAUAGCGUGCUCGAUGGACGGGAAAAUCGCCUGCGCAGAUUCCACUUCGCAGUGGAUCACGGACGCUCCGGCCCGCGAAGACUCCCACCUAAGGUUUCGCGCACGCUCGCAGGCCAUGUUGGUCGGCAGUGGGACCUAUCUCAAAGACAAACCGCGCCUCAACGUGCGGGUACCUUCAAAUAGCGUGAACCAUGUAAAGAUGUUGAAAAGUGCUUCAACUACAAGUAGUGCGGGCGGAGAGCAGCAGCGCGCCGAACACCAAGACGACAAGGCUGGUCCAGGCCCAGUUAAAAAUCAAACACCCAUACUACAAUUUUACGACCCACUGAGGGUCGUGCUUGACAGUCGUGGGCGGCUAGCAACACUACCGGAUCCGUAUAUGCUUUGGAAAAAUUUUUAUCUUCGGUGGUCGAGCACUCGAUCUCUGUUUGUGCAUCGCGACAGAUGAUUUACUGCGUGUUCGCUUCUAACAAACAGGUUUACUGCUUUUAAAAUAAAAUGAAGUUUCAGUUUGACCUGACCACCUGGAUGAUUUUUUGUCCCUCGAUACGCGUAACGGCCGGAGAAAACCCGUGGCUGCUAUUCACACACCAGCCAAAAUCCACAUUCCCGGAACACAUCCAGCAGAGCGCCGAGAUCGUGUGUUUGCAACAAGAACGGGCGGGUGGACUACACAACUUGCAGAAGGAUCAAAGUUCUCGUCGCGAGAAUAUUAACAGCAUCAACCUCCAGGAAGUUUUACAGUUUCUCGGCAAGGAGAAGAAGGUUUUACAGGUUACCGUCGAGGGGGGCAGCGCGUUGCAGGGAUCCUUUCUCCAGGAGAAUUUGGUGCAAGAGGUGGCGAUCUAUCAGGGCGCAUGUCUUCUCGGCUCCUCGGGUAUCCCCUGGGCCACGGCUCCGUUGACGAGCACCAUCUCCGAGGCGCUUUUCUGGGAGUUAAAAGACGUCUCGCGCCACGGUGAGCGGGAUGUUUUACUGCAGUACGGGAACAAACAGUGGGCGGAAAAACUGGAGGCGGCGUUUGUCAGUGGAAGUGGUACGAAGGCGCCAACUACGUGAACAUUUUUUCUAGCCCUUCGUCUGUACUACUGCCACUGCAAAAUGCAUAGAGACUGACACAUAUCAUGACAAAAACCAUAUGUAAAACAUGAGCGAGCAGCACAAGCAGAUCCAGAUCUCUGCUUCAAGCAGACAAAACAGCUUGAGUGCUUUUCAUUUUUUAUGUGAAGACACUCUGGCAGCUCUGGCUACAUUCAUAAGCAGACCGGGUGACAUCACAGAUGGCCACCACUUAUCUCAUUUAUCUCGCCUCGUAGUCGUCACGUCCCCCCUUGGGCGAGAGAUUGAGAUUCUCCCUUACUCUACAGAAAGCGAAACUCGAUGAGAAAUCAUGAUGAUGAACGAGAAGCGAGGGAGGCAAUCGCGUGAUCGGAUCUGAGUGCCAAUCUGUCGUCGGAACGAGCGCGGCAACGCGAAGGCAUAUUCUCGUGAGAAAACCGUGUCUGAAUUGUCAGCAGGGAAAAAUAACCGCUUCGUGGAAUAAGAAAUUUUAACCGUAAUAGUUUAUCGACAGGACCACCAUCAGCAUUUCCAUCACACCACUUGUAACUCAAGAACAAGAUGGGCAUCAUGUGUGUUUCGACGUCUUCUGAAGCUUUCCGGUUUGGUCGUUGAGCACGCUUGCAAAAUAAAACUUUUCGUAUUCAGCGCGUUGCCAACAUGAUCAUGUCAUCGUACCUUUCGAGCAGAGCAGAAUGAGGGCAUCUGCACCCACCUCCCGCAAUCCGUCCUCGUGCUCCAUCCGCGUUCUCUACGGCCUCUGUGGUGAGGAGCGCGAGUUCGAGUUUCCGUUGCAAAAACUUGACCACGAGAAAAAUGGACGAGAAGGGGAAAAGCAUAAACAUGUUUACGAAGCGCCGCUGGUCCGGGCACUCCUUGACAAGGUGGCCGCUUGGCAGCAGGUACCUGCCUGUCUGCUGAGGUGGCGGGUGUACUGUGCUGCAAAAGGCGCCGGCGCACAAUCACGAGACGGAACAGAGGGUGUGAGCACAGAUGAUGAUGUGAACGAUCACGAGCACGACAGCGACAGCGUAGCAGACAGUACCGACAACCUGAUUGAAGGUCAUGACCAAGUGGUUGACAAUACAUGCCAAGAACCAGACGCAGACCCAGGAGAGGACGAGCCCAUGAGCAGCGGUAGUUUAUUCGGUUUUCACAAUCUCGUCCCUGUUGCAGCCCUACCUGCGGAUUCUGUUGGAGACAGGUUGAACAUCCGCAAUUACAAUCGGGAAGACGAGGAGGAACUUUUUGCGAACGUCGUCUACGAUAAGACCGUGGAAAAAAGACGGGAAACCAGGCUGGAUUUGCAGGGCGUGCGGGUAGUAUUCGCAGCAGAUAAAGUUGAUUCUGAUCGAGUGCGCGAACGUACUGAAUCUGAACACGGCACGACACGACCAGGACAAUGUGCGAGGGUAUUAUCCGAGCAGGUGGAGGAUCCAGAUGAACUACAUGAGCGGCCGCAAGGGACGAGCCUAGAAAGUCUCGGCGUUGACAUCGUGUACCAUUUUUUCCUGGCCUGUCCCUCCCUCGAAGACCUCGUCUGGGAUGAAGCGUUUCGAAGCAGCAUGAAGAGUUCAGGAUCAAAUAGGUCGAGCAAGACCUCCACCAGCCUUCCAGCUGCGAAGGAGCGAGAAGAAGAUCUUCGUGACUCCAUUUCUCCUCGUGGUUCCGAUGGAAAAAAUGAUGACGGCUUUGCGGGGACCAGUUGCAGUACUACAGAUGAUGAUGAUGAAAUAAGUCGAAGGGCCGCGGAAACAGAAAUGGAAAGAGCGGCCGCAGUGAUGGGCAGAGCCUUGUCGCCGACGCGUCCAUCGUCUAUUCUCUCGCUCGCGGUGUGGCGGCAGGUUGCACAGAGGGGGUUCGGAGGGUGCUGCGCGUUUUUGUUCCUGCGUCUGCACGAAGACUGCCCCUUUCUGGGUUUUGACGAAGAAAAGAUGCAGCUGACCGAUUUGCCGCAGUGGGUGCAACUACUAGAGGCCAACUGCGAACUGUACGCAGCACAGGAGUCCGGCCCAGCUUCGGAAGCGAAAACCUGGCGAAGGGCACGGUAUCUCAUCCAGACAAUGGCGCGUCGGUAACUAGUACGGGUUUCGUCGUAAAAAUAGUCGUAGUUGUCUAAUUUUACUACAACUAGGGAUAGUGGCAUUUUUGAAAUUAAUGGAGGUGAGGAAGUAGAGUUCUUGUAAUCGUACUUGUAGCCGAACUAAAUGUGAAUACUAGUAGAGCAGACGAAUUGAUAACAAGAAACAAUCGAGGAAUAGCAAUAGGUUUUUCGCAGAGCUUUUGGUUUUAGUGAAGCUAAAUGUAAAAUCCAAGCAGCACCAGUGAGGGGUGCCCCGUCGUAGUGUCAUUUUGAUUGAUAUUUUGAGCUUUUAUUUUGCCGGAUGGUAAUCUGCGUUUUGCUGGUAUUGAGUAGACGGCUACGCUACCAACAAGAAUAAAUGUAUACCUGCUACUAGGAAUCUUCUGGCGCCAGAAGCAGAACUAAGGAGCCGACUAUUUCUUCGUUGUAAAUGUAAGUGUAAUUAUUCUAAUUUCAAAAGAGACCGACGACGCUAUCUAAAGCGCCUCAUCAUCCCCAUCGCCAUGUUUCACGCGAUGAACAAGAUUUGAUCCGUUACCGUUUCCGAACUAAUACUAAACGAGAGCUUCACUUUUGCUAUGUUGUUCGCCUUAUGGUUAUGGAUGCUUAUAAAGAAACAAGAAGAACGUAGAGGCAAAUGUGGGAACACCACCACCG
This is a messenger RNA of Amoebophrya sp. A120, 5859 nucleotides long. The record is from the annotation of a GenBank genome assembly. NCBI's taxonomy places the organism in Eukaryota, Dinophyceae, Syndiniales, Amoebophryaceae.